Messenger RNA from Clarias gariepinus (North African catfish), 941 nucleotides. RefSeq lists its product as uncharacterized. The record is from RefSeq and is a predicted model, not a curated record. The coding region runs from base 72 to 941 and encodes 289 amino acids. Lineage: Eukaryota; Metazoa; Chordata; Actinopteri; Siluriformes; Clariidae. Gene Ontology annotation, cellular component: external side of plasma membrane. The transcript has 6 exons. Gene Ontology annotation, biological process: positive regulation of T cell proliferation; T cell costimulation; cellular response to lipopolysaccharide.
GUUUAGUUUAGUUCAGUCUGCAGCUGGAGGACUCAGAACACAGAGGAGGGCGAGAUUACUCUCAUGGAGACAUGGCUUCAGAGACUCUCCUGAUCUGUGUGUUGAUGUUGUCGUCUGUACGUGUGAUAAAGUCUGCUGAGUCUCUGUUUAAUGUGACGUGCCAGCCUGCAGUAGGAGUCAUCGGUCAGAUCACUCACAUCUCCUGCAGCAUCGAGUCACAAACUGGGCCUGUUGUUAUUAACACAGUGGCUUUAACCAGGUUUAGUGAGAAGACUAAACCCUGUUUCACAUUUCAACCGUAUGAGAACAGAGUGACAGGAGACUCUCGAUUUAAAGUUGAAAGCUUGCCAUCGUUACAGCUUCAUAACACAGCGAUCUCAGAUGAAGGUGGAUAUAAAUAUUACAUCAGAACCAACCAGGGGAAUGUUAAUGUACAAUUCACAAUUAAUGUCACAGCCGAGUACAGCUCCCCGAUCAUAACCUCAGAGCCGACAGAGAUAGAGAGCGGUGGAGCUGCUGAUCUGUACUGUAAGACUAGCGGUGGAUACCCAGCAGGAACCAUCCACUGGUUUGAUCAGAGCAAAACAAACUGGACACAAAACUCCACCCUGCAGAUCACACAGGGACACGACGGUCUCUUCACUCUGUCCAGUAAACUGAGCUCCAGGAGCAACGACACGACCUGGGGACCUUUCAGGUGCGUCGUCCUCAACUACAGAUAUGAAGAAGAAGGAGAGAGCGCAUCAAAUCUGGGGAGAGAGGGGGAUUCCGAGCCGAUCAGCAGGACACGUCUGUACAUCAUCAUUGGUUGUGCGGGAGUUAUCGUGUUUCUCGUCGCAGUGUUCCUAAUUGUCCUCUUGUUGAUGAGAAGAUGUCCUCAGCCUCUGAAUAAAGUCGUGUAUAAGAAAGCAGCCGAUGCUGAUCAGAACACUGCAGUAUAG